GACAUGAUAUCAGAAUUAGAGCUUUAUAUUUCAUCAGAUCACUAUCUUUUUAAUUUUUUUUUCUUGUCCCUUAAUGAUUUCAUGGACAGAUUCUACACAUUUCUGGCCACUUUUGUGGCAAGAAAGUCCAGACCACUUUGACAUUCCAAUCUUAAAUAAAGUUUAAACCCUUUCCUCAGUGGACUCCCAGGGACUUGGAGAAGGGGAACUAUAUAGUUCUUAUAUAACUAAUACUUUUGUGGUGCUGUGGCAUUACUGGUCUUUCCCUGAUCAGUCAUGUUCCAUAUGCUCCUGCUGUGCUCUGCUCUUAAGAUGUGUUGUUUUCAUGAGAAAGUUCACCUUCAAUUAGAUCCCUUCUAUCACUACUUGCUCUGACCCUGCCUGUGGUUCUAUGCCUGCUCAGAGUGAAGUAUUACCUUAUUUGACCUAGAGUCUCCCAAGGGCAAUGCCAUGGUUUCUGUCCCCUUAUAUAACCCGUGUGCUCCUUCACAUGGAGCCAGGAAACUGCUAAGUUCCUCUUUGGCACACUCGAAGGGCUAAUGGGAGCUAGGAUGGGUUUGGCCACCAUUCCUUUCCCAGGCUCACACACUAAGGCUCGUUCUUGCCCUUCAACCUUGAAUUAUUUCUGCAAGUCUGCCCUCCUCAGCUCUCUCUCAAGAUAAUAUGGAGUAACCAAGAUUUUCUAAGAAAUCCCUCUCUAUGAUCGGCAACAAAGGGUUGGAGUGGGGGCUGAUCUGUGGUUCUGUAGUUUAUCAAGUCUCCAGCUGGGGAGUGAGGUGUAAGUCUUUCCUUGUGUAGGCACCCCAUUCUCUAUGAUGAUUUUCCUGGAACCCCAUUCCAGUCAUUUAAAUUCUGGAGGUGAGAGAAUUACCUCAUGAGAAAGGAUGGGAAAGAUAUUACCUCCCACUGAGAGAACAAUGGAUUUCCCUCUCCCUCUCCCCAGUAAUCUCCUUAUAACAGCUUAUUUGCUAGGUGAUGAUUAUGAGUAAUAGGGUCUGUUUAGCUGCCUCUCAGUAAGCUCUGGGGGAAUUAAUAGGCCCCAGUAUUGGCAGUUCUUUUUAGACUGUGGCACAUUAAUGCCUCUUGUUUUCAAAGGAAGCCCUCAGGCAACAAUAAAAAUCCCACUUAAUGUCUUGUUCCAUAACCAGUAGUUCAACUGACCUUCUACCUUAGAGUCCAAUAUAUGAUCACAAAAGUCGAUUUAAAUUUCACUUUGCCUGUUUCUGUUGUGACAACUUUGAAAAUCUUAACUCAGCACUGAAGUACACAAGACAUGGAUAGAAGCCUGGGGAAAGUCAGUACAGUGGGCAAUAAUACAAAAUAAACAAAUUACUCUCCUGCACACAAUGUGUACAAUCUGACAACAAAAACAGGGUACCUUCUUUUGGAACCUGAUCUGGUUUCCAAGAAGCAGGACUGGGCGUUGUUAGGAGACUGGGGAGUAGUAUGGCAAAAGAGGGAAAAGAGGAGAAGUGGGUGGGGAAAGAGAGGGAUAGAGAGAGACUGAGAACACAGUAAGACACUCCUUGCUUUCAUUCUUGGCUCCCAUGGACACAGCUGAGAAGGGGCACUGUGGGCCCCUUGAGGGGAGGGCUGAAGGCUGGCAGCCUCCCUUAACUCACAGAGCUAUUUCAAGCUCUGGGAUUGGUGCCCACGCCCAGGGAGUUAGCAUUCCUGAUGGGGGAGGUGGCAUGGAAGAGAGCUUUCAAGUGUAUUCAACAUUCUCCCCCUCAACCCUCUCCAAAAGUCUCUCUAUCUCCCACUCCCCAACACCGAGCUCCUAAAAUUUACUGAAGAAAAACAAGCACAUUAAUCCAGGCUCAACCUGGCAUAGCAAAAGAAGCAGGCAACAUUCUCAGCAAACCCUGGAUUUGUAGGUAAGUGCUACUCACCACAUUCUUUAAUAAAAGUUUAGUCUACGCUUUAGACUAAAAGCUGUCUUAAAAUUCCUUUCCUGUGUCCUGACCUUAUCCUCCCUUUUAAUGCUAAGCUUUUUCCUGUGUUAUUAUCACCAAAGCUUUAUUCAUAGCAAUCCAUUUAUAUCCCAGGCACGUAUUGUGCUCUUAGCUCUGCAUAUUGUGAGGGACACAAAGAGGAGGAAAGGUUUGUCCCUACCUGUUAGUGCAACAGAGCUCAGAGGAGGAAGGUGGGCGAGGGUGGGAAGAGGAACCACUUUCCAAUCCAAGUGGUUUCACCAGAGCUUCCCAGACUACUUGUUCUGGAUACCUGUACUAUUUUGUGACCAACAGAUCCCACUCUUCCCGCUCUUUGAAAUAUUGAUUGUUCAGAUUUGGCAUGCACCGUUAGACUCCAGCAUCGUAAAUCUGAAAGUUCCUUGAGAGCAGGAGCUGUGUCUCAUUCACCACUACCCUCAGCCCUCAGCAUAGCACCUGCCACAUGGUAGGAUUGCAGGCUGCAUGGACCCUCACCUUCAUGAAUUAAUGAACUGAAAGGGCUCCAGAAUGGCUCUGUCCUAAGUCCCCAAAUCCUCUCCAGGCCCCUGAGCGGGUCUUUGGGGAAACUUUAAAGAACAGUAGAAGAGGCUUAUCUCACAGGGCGAAUAAUGCCUUAUAUAUGUAAAAUGUUUUUAUUGUUUUUGCCCCAAAAGUUAUUCAUGUAGUUUUCACUUGAUCUUUAUAGCAACCUGAUUGAGGAUUUUGUAGGGAGCCUGUCGUCUAUUUUAUUGGCAAGGAGACUGAGGCUCAGAGGAAUGACUCUGUCCUCAAUACUUCUGUGUCACUCUGGAAAAUCAUGUUACUAUAGGGCUGAUAAAUGGAACAUUGCCUGCCAUAGACGUCACAGUCAUCAGCGAUUGCAGACACAGCCGAUGGUGAGCUGGUGAGCCCUGAGGAUACUGGCCCCAGAUAAGCUGGGGUGUAUAUCAAAGGAAUGAUUUCAGUGAGCCCAGACUCUUGCAUCUUCCCAUACAUAGAAAAAUGCUGAGUUCCUUAACUUGGGAUAUCUAGGUUUCUUUUAUUAGCAGUAAUCUUUUGUUCCUACUACCUGACCUUUGUUGCAAACUUCUACAUAUCCUAGCUCCCCCCUCACCUCCUCAGAGCAGUUUUCUCAGGGUUACUUGAGAUGAUGCCUCCCGGGCUUGAAGUCCUAAAAAUUCCUGCCAAAUAAAACAUAACUCUCAACUUUUAGGUUGUGAAUAAAAUUUUAGUCAGCAGGGCAAAGUUUUCUAAUAGUGUGACUUUGUCUGACUAGCAGCUGUGGAUUCAGAAAAACACAGGAUUCAAACACUGAUCUUCCAGUUAAAAGCCAGGGGUCAGGUUCCCCGUUUUGCUUUAUCAGGUCUGUCAUGGUGCCUGGGAGGAUCUUGUUCUAUUGUCUCUAGACCAUGAAGAGGAUGGAGAGGAACAUGGUCAGGGGACCACUACAGAAGCACUUUGAUUUGGAGAGGGAGAACGCCAAACAGGCUGGCCAAAGACUGCAGAGACUAGAGGAUAUCUGCCUAUACCAUGUGAGGUUGUUGACCAGGGAGCAGAGACGGCUCCAAAAAGAACUGCAGAGGUUGCAGCAAGGUAAGUGUCAUCAAGAAAAAUUCUCCUCUUACUUUGAGAAGGGAAGUCAGAAGAGACCAGAAGAUGUUCUUAUGUUCUCAUCACAGGGAGGACAGAAGCACAGGGUUCUACAGGCUAAUAAAUUUAGAGCACUGACAACAAAUACGAUCCAAGAAAUAUACAAAACCAAGUCCCAGAUGCCUCCUUUCCAUGACACUGGUCCCAAGGACCCCAUGAAAAGCAAAAGGCAGUCGCUAUCUCAAAAUAUCAGAACUUCCCACUUUACAGAAGAGAAGCCGCAAGCCCAAGAGAAAUAUUCUAUAAACCCACUGAAGGGCAAAGACUCCAACAAGGGCAUCUCUCUUCUAUGUCAAGAUCAAGAUGUCUCCACUCACACCCUAGACCAAGGCCCCAGUUCCAGCCCAGCUGGUGGUAGCAGAAUGGCACACGGUGAUGAGACCAGAUCAAAUGAUGCCAACAAAAGGCCAGACCACACCACUGGGAAACAAAUUCCCGAAUCCCAGGAAUGUGGAGGGAACUUCAAAGGCGAGCCCAAAACAUCAACCUAUUCAGAGUUGUUUGCAAAGGCCAGAAACACUCACUACCUCCGGCACCAGGUCCCCCCUGAGUCGAGAUUGCUUAGCAUUGGGGAGAUCUCUGGGCACAAGGAAUCCUCACAGUACAGAGCAGAAAAGGGGUGUAGAAACAGGGUGCCAUCUAAGUUACUUCCUCUCUAA
Messenger RNA from Orcinus orca (killer whale), 4243 nucleotides. It is a transcript of the gene CCDC190, whose product is annotated as coiled-coil domain containing 190. Lineage: Eukaryota; Metazoa; Chordata; Mammalia; Artiodactyla; Delphinidae. The record is from RefSeq and is a predicted model, not a curated record.